Messenger RNA from Fundulus heteroclitus (mummichog), 6231 nucleotides. It is a transcript of the gene slc9a6a, whose product is annotated as solute carrier family 9 member A6a. Gene Ontology annotation, cellular component: membrane; recycling endosome. The transcript is spliced from 15 exons. The record is from RefSeq and is a predicted model, not a curated record. Gene Ontology annotation, biological process: sodium ion transport; regulation of pH; proton transmembrane transport. Gene Ontology annotation, molecular function: sodium:proton antiporter activity. Bases 145 to 2289 code for a protein of 714 amino acids. NCBI's taxonomy places the organism in Eukaryota, Metazoa, Chordata, Actinopteri, Cyprinodontiformes, Fundulidae.
UACACUUUUCACUUCCGGGUUGAAACUGUUGCUGUCGUCUUCUCCGCUGUCAUCCCCUCUCUCAGCCCGUGACUCAUAUUCGGCCAGAUUUAUCCCCUUUUUUCCACCUCCGACGACAUCGACCCAGUCAUAAAAACGGCCGCGAUGUUGCUAAAAACGAGCGCGGACGGGUCCCUGCGGGCUUUGAGGACCCUGCGGCAGGUGGUCCUGGCGAGCCUGUGUGUGUGCAUCAGCUUCUCGGCUGCAGCAUCUCCUGCUCAGGAAGAGGACAGUGCCAUGGAGAACAUCGUUACAGAGAAGAAGGCCGAGGAGAGCCACCGGCAGGACAGCGCCGACCUGCUCAUCUUCAUCCUGCUCCUCACCCUCACCAUCCUGACCAUCUGGCUCUUCAAGCACCGGCGCUUCAGGUUUCUGCACGAGACCGGGCUGGCCAUGAUUUACGGCCUGAUUGUCGGCGUGAUCUUGCGUUACGUCGUUCAGGUCCCCCGGGACGCCAGCGUCGUCUCGACGAGCUGCUUCGUCAACGCCAGCCCCGCCACCCUGCUGGUUAAUGUCAGCGGCAAAUUUUACGAGUACACCUUGAAAGGGGAGAUCAGCGCCGGCGAGGUGAACGACGUGAAAGACAACGAGAUGCUGCGCAAGGUUACGUUUGACCCUGAAGUCUUCUUCAACAUUCUGCUCCCACCCAUCAUCUUUCAUGCAGGCUACAGCUUGAAAAGGAGACAUUUUUUCCGCAACAUGGGAUCCAUCCUGGCUUAUGCCUUUGUGGGGACGGUGAUUUCCUGUUUUAUUAUUGGGUUGUUGAUGUACGGCUGUGUCAAGCUAAUGAAGCAUUUGGGCCAGUUGAGAGGAGACUUCUUCUUCACAGACUGUCUGUUCUUCGGAGCCAUUGUCUCAGCAACAGACCCAGUGACAGUCCUGGCCAUCUUCCACGAGCUGCAGGUUGACGUUGACUUGUACGCGUUGCUGUUUGGAGAGAGCGUGCUAAACGACGCCGUGGCCGUGGUUCUGUCCUCGUCUAUUGUUGCAUAUCAGCCGCAAGGAGACAACAGCCACACCUUCGAGGUCAUGGCCAUGCUGAAGUCUUUCGGGAUGUUCCUUGGGGUUUUCAGCGGCUCCUUCUCGCUGGGAGUGGCCACGGGAAUCGUUACGGCUCUCGUGACAAAAUUCACCAAACUGAGGGAUUUCCAGCUGCUGGAGACGGCUCUGUUCUUCCUCAUGUCCUGGAGCACCUUUCUGCUGGCUGAAGCUUGUGGCUUCACAGGCGUGGUGGCGGUGCUCUUCUGUGGCAUCACUCAGGCCCACUACACCUUCAACAACCUGUCCCCCGAGUCUCAGGACCGAACAAAGCAGCUGUUUGAGUUGCUAAAUUUCCUGGCAGAGAACUUCAUUUUCUCCUACAUGGGUCUCACCCUCUUCACCUUCCAGAACCACAUCUUUAACCCCAUGUUCAUCGUUGGCGCUUUUCUGGCGGUGUUCCUGGGACGAGCUGCUAACAUCUACCCUCUGUCGUUCCUCCUCAAUCUGGGUCGGCGUAACAAGAUUAGAUCCAACUUCCAGCACAUGAUGAUGUUUGCAGGCCUGCGAGGUGCGAUGACCUUCGCCCUGUCCAUCAGGGAUACGGCCACGUACGCCCGCCAGAUGAUGUUCUCCACCAACCUUCUGGUGGUUUUCUUCACCGUCUGGGUUUGCGGGGGCGGCACCACUCAGAUGCUGUCUUGUCAGCGGAUACGCGUGGGAGUUGACGCCGAUCAAGAGAACUCUAUGAGUUUCGCCGAUGGAAUAGAGAGGAGAAGCACCAAACAAGAAAGUGCCUGGCUUUUCCGACUUUGGUACAACUUCGACCACAACUACCUGAAGCCCAUCCUGACUCACAGCGGGCCCCCGCUCACAACCACGCUUCCCCCCUGCUGCCACCCUCUCGCCCGUUUCCUCACCAGCCCUCAGGCCUUCGAGGUCAGGCGGCGGGUCACGGCGGAUCUAUUCACUUACGUUCUAGAUCAGCAUAAUAAGCCUCGCUUUCCCCUCCCCCCGCAGAACGAGUGCCAGCUGAAGGACGACGACUCUGACCUCAUCCUGACGGACGGCGACAUCAGCCUGACUUACGGCGACAUCACGGUCAGCACAGACGCCACGGGGGCCCACACCAGCGGCGGCGGCGGGCCGGCCGCGGACGACCUGGACGGGGAGCUGGCGUACGGAGAUCACGAGCUGGUGAUGAGAGGCACCCGCCUGGUGCUGCCCAUGGACGACUCUGAGCCGUCGUUCACGGGCCACCUGCGCAUGUGAAAAGCGGGUUCCAGCGUGGCGCCGGCCGGACCACCGCCCAGAACAAACUGACCCGAGCCACUGAGCAAAAGACGAGUACCUGACUCCUCCUCUCACUCCACCAUUAUUUCUGUUGCACUUUGCUUUUUUUCUCUGCCCAUUGCUGAUUUCCUCUAAAGGCAAAUCACUGUCUCUACCUCAUUCUCUUUCUGCUCACUUUCAUACUACUCCAUUUAUUUUACAUUCCCGGCUGCUGCCAGUCACCUUACUGUAGCAUCGCAGCAUGAGUUAGUGAUCAAAUGCAAACGCCAGCCACUACCUAAUUUGUCAGUGUACAGUAUAUCUCAAGAGAAACUAUAACGUUGUUAUGCAUGUGAAGGUUGCUUGUCGUUUUCUUUGCGUUUUAGGACUUUAAAGCUUUGUUUUGGUUGUCACCGCUUUGGGGUCUGACCUCAAAUGUUGCUCCUUUUUCUUUUUUCUUUUUUUUCUGAGCAUCAGAGGCAAGCUGACUCACAGUGGAAAACUUUACUGUACCUUUGGUUUCAAUCAAGUGCCUGGGAAUUGUAGUUUUUAAGCAUGGCAACUCUAUACUAGAUUACUUCUGAAAGCAGCUUUAGGAUGGUACAUAAGUGUGUGUGUGUAUAUAUAUAUAUAUAUAUAUAUAUAUAUAUAUAUAUAUAUAUAUAUAUAUAUAUAUAUAUAUAUAUAUAUAUAUAUAUAUAUAUAUAUAUAUAUAACGCAGAAGCCUCCAUUCCAAAAGGUAGCAGUGUACUACACGGGUGUGUAGGGUAUGAGUUUGUGCUGUUUGCUUGUAAAUAAUGUGUGAACAAUGUGAAGCCAGCGGGCAGCGCUCGCUACGGCUCGCUGCAGGUGACCUUAGACCGUGACAUUAGAGAGACUUUGCACCUUACUUUGGCAGCCGACCGCACUCGCAGCAGUUGGAGGGGUUGCUGCUGUGAAAGCGAGAUCCGAAUGAAGUGAAGUGAAGUGAGCUUUGUGCCAUUCUCGCCAUGCAUUUUGACGUUUUUCUGUAAACUGAAUCCGUCCGACCUUAAAGUGUUUUUGUACCCUUUUUUUGCAGAGGAACAUUUGUCAUACACGUCUCGCUUUGCUCACGCGUUUCUAUUCAGAUAUUUUUUCAUCGAAUCAAUACAAACCCAUUUAGGUGCCUAAAUUUGACACAAAGAAAAAUCAGUUGUCUGAAUCAGAAUGUACAGAGAAGUGUUUUCGUAAUAUCAUUAGAAAUUAGAGAAAUUUAAGGGACGCAUACUUGAGUAAGUUUAGCUUCUUUAUUUGUCUGGUUUCAUAUUUUGAGGCUCCUAAAUACUGGUGAACAAUGACUGUGUUAGCCGACUUAAAUGAGACUUCUUUCAGUGCUUUUCUGCUUUAAUCUGAAAAAACAUUUGCUUCCCAUGCUACUGUUGUGUCACAAUUAUUCAUACAGCUGUAUCUCAGUAGAUAUGAAUCUCGCCGUGUUGAUUUAGUUCAGCAUUUCAGUUCACAAAUUAAAACUCAUCUAUACUGUGGAUUAAUUACACACAGAAGGAAAUAUUCAGUUGCUUUUUUUGUGAUUAUGGUUACCAGGUACUGAAAAUUAGAGUGACCUUAACCUGUGUGGUGGUACUGACCCAGAUCCACUCCAAGCCUUGUAAUUUUCCCCCAAACGCCUGAAGGAGCUUUCUUUCACAAUCCCCACAAACCUGCAUUUAUCCCCGUUGCUUCUUCACAUUUUUUACCAUACUUUUUCCUACCACUCAACUUUCUAUUAAGCCAUCUUCUUUAGCCCUCCUUGAUCAUUUCAAAGACUGCUGGACAGCUGUUCAAUCCACAGCCGUACGCAUGAUUGUGUAAACCUUGACAUAACACCUCUGAGUAGGAAGAAAAAAAAUACGGAACUUGUCUGAUAUGUUAAAAUUUCCUGAGAAACAGAAACUUGCGUUUUUAUUUACUGCAAGCCGUAAUCAACAACAUUAAGAGAUGAAAACACCGUAAUAUUUCAGCCUGUGUGUAAAUAAUCUUAAUAGUAUGCAAAUUUAGCUUUUUUUUUAUUUAUAACUCACUGAAAUAAAAUACAUUUUAAAGAUAUUCUAAGGUACUGAGAUGCACCUGUAAAUGGUUAUAUAAUAUUGCCGUCCUGGAUCUUAUUUCUUACCUUAUUUAUUUCUUACCUUUCUUUCAUCACUCCUCAUCAUUCUUAAUAUUUGGGCUGCCCGUAAUGUCAUGCAAACAUGACUUACGUUACAAUAGUCAAACACCGAGUUGGAAUGAACUCACUAGUCUUUUUCUUUUGGUGACGUCUCUGCCGCUCUCUGUGAACUCUCCCUGAGCUUUAUUAGAUGAGGACAGCUAAAGACCAUCCAGUUUACUAAAAAUAUGACACCUGGAAUAUUAUAGCCUGCUAAAUAUUGCAUCUCAGCAGUCCAAAGCGUUUGAAGUAUUACGCACUGUGAUCUAUUGUACAGUUUUAACGAGCAUUCAGAUUAAAUAUCUCACAUUUGAGCUGGGACUCAGCCACGUCUUUAUUUUGAAAGCUUACCAAUGUUGGUAUUGUUUAAAUGCUGUUCACCCCUCCUGUUUUUGUACUGAACUGGUUUCUCAUGAAUGAAUUGUGUGAAGGUUAAACAUAAGUCGCACAAAUACAAAUCAGACGCGUUGAAUUUGGUUUAUUUCUCUGCAUGUUACAGAAGAGCAGACGGCUUUCGGAGCUCGUUUAGGUCGCGGGGAGCGAAUUUAAUAGGAAGCGUUGGUCGGGUUGUCGCCGUGGCAGCGCUGUGUUUAUUUGAACCGAAGCCAGAAAACAUUUGGUGACAUUUCUAUGUGUGUGUGUGUGGUUUGGUCUCUGAGCAAGCCAAAGAAAAAUAAGUGAGGGCAUGCAAAAUGAGCGCAGGAAGAUGGGAAUUAAGAAACAGAGAGCGAGAGAAGGAGGAGAGUAGAGCAGACUUGUAGAUAUCGCUCUUCCUCCCUUAGUUAUCUUCUGCUGUGCAGGAACCUCUAAUUUAACUUUUUUUUAUGUUGGCUUGUUUGAUUUUGCUUUAAUAAUCUGUUCUUUAUGACUCCGUACGAUCUACUAAAGAGUUGAAAUACCAUUUGAGUUUGUAUGAUAAAUAUUUUUUUUAAAGAGAUUAAAUCUAGUGAAGGAAACCUCUCAUUUGCACUCAUAUUGUUGUUCUGUUUUGUCCAGUAAUGUUAUUUUAUCCCACAGCUGCAUUUAUAUUAUUUACCUUUUUGUUUUUUUAUUUUUUGAGUUUUUCUGAGAUGAUAAAAAAAUCUUGUCAAUAAUGACAGUUGAGUUAAUGUUCAGUUGAAGUUUUAUUACUUCUGUAAAGAAAUAUCUCUGUGUUUCAGUGAUUGUAAAGACCAUUUCAUGCAAACUUUCCAUCUUAUCAGGUAGUUUUGUAUUUUGCGUUUGCAACAAGAUGCUUUUUGUCGUGUUUUCUUCAGAGCAUAAAUGAUCUUUUGCAGCUUGUGUAUCUCUGAAAGGAAAAAAAAGGUAAAUAAAUCUGAGCAGAAAUGUGUGCCAUUAUUACCUAAAUGACACUUUAAUCAAUGUGAACUCUUCAAAAGGUGAUCUAGGUCUUGGUGUUUUCUGCUCUGCCGGUACGUGUUCUGUUUCGGCUCUCUGAUCGGUCUCCUGUGACACGCUUUGAUCAGCGGAAAUCUUGACUGAAGUAGCUGAGCAAAGAGGCCUGCUGUGCUCUGUUUUCAGUCUGCUCUCUCUUCAUACAGCAUAUUCUCUGUGUGAAUGUGUCCAAAAUGCCUGCAAGUGUUUACGGAUGUGUGUCUGACCAAAAAAAAAAAAAAAAAACGAAACGAUAACAUGUCCUAUCCUUUUUUUAUAUAUACAUAUGUUUUUUGUUUCUUUUUGUUGCAGAUACUGACUGUUUACAUCUGUGUAAAUAUACUCCCACCUGUUCUGUGUGUGUGUGUGCGCAACGGUCAGUAAAUAAAAGCCUUUGCAUUUAA